GGGAAAGAAUUCUUGGAAGGAAAGAAGGAGAGGGAGAGACGUGUCGUAAACUGGUUGACGAUGGUGAGAAGCGAAGGCAUCAUGUGCUGCUGAAUGGGGCUGGUGGACGCCGGCGUCCGCAACCGCAGCGCCACCUUCGCACGCCACAGUGACGGAGACUGGAGGGAGGGACGAUACUCAAGAGGUGCGGCGCCUGCCGCUUGAGGCCUGGGAGGGGAAGGCAAGUGCUCUCUCUCCUCUUCGGACGGUAGUCGGCUGUGAACGCGCUGAGGACGGCCGCUGCAGUCCAGUUCAGAACCAUUUGCAUGUUUGCUGUCUUCUCUUGGGGAGUCAAUUCGUUGCACCAAAGAGGCCUCUCUCGCACAUACGGGUUCAAAGGAGGCGCUGAGGGUUAUGUCGAGAGUUGCUAUGAGCUUGUCAGUUCAUCACGCUCACGUACACGGCGGCGCUGCCGCAUUGGCGAACAACGGCUUUAAGAAGCUGCCAAAGACGCCAUGCUUGUCUUCGUGGGAGAUCUCGUUCACUUCAUCCUCUCCUGAGCCGUGCCUUAAAUCCGCUCAUAGCAGGCUUCUUCAUCGUCCUGGUCCAGCCAUCUGCCGUGCCGUUGGGAAUCAAGAUGGGAGCCUAAUAGGCAGUGAUGGCGGCGAUGACGAUGAUGAUGGCCAGCCGUCGUCCAAGGAUGGGGUGAACGAUAACGUGAGGAGCAACUUCGUUCGUGAGAAUUUGGAAAAGAUUUUGGGCAACGAUGAUCUGAACUUUACGGGAAUGGAUCUAGCUACCCUUAUCAGAAAAAAGUACGGGAGAUCAUAUGAUGUACAACUUAUCAAGAAGGAGUUUAUGGGUAGAAAUCUACUCGCAAUGAACGUCAUGUGGAAGUACAUGGAGCAGAGGUCAUUUCCAUUGACAGAGGAAGAGUAUUUGCUCAGGCUCGAUGAUGUUGCAAAUACAUUAAAGUGUUGGGGAGCUGUUUCACAUGUUCGGAAUAGCCUUGCAAGAAUGAAAGAAAGACCUCGAAUUGGAAAGGCAGUCAGCAUCUUCAUUGACAUGGAUGAAUCUGGUGGUCGGUCCAAGGAAUGGAUAUAUAAAUAGUGGCAUUGGCAAAUGACUCACAUUAGUUCAGUCUAUCUAUUGCUCUAUUAUUGAAUACCAAUAUUUUCUUAUGCUAGCUAAGCCAAGAGAAGACAAAAGAAGGUAUAACAAAGGGUAUUCUUGUUCA
Molecule: messenger RNA, 1216 nt
Organism: Nymphaea colorata (pocket water lily)
Lineage: Eukaryota; Viridiplantae; Streptophyta; Magnoliopsida; Nymphaeales; Nymphaeaceae
Exons: 6
Coding region: 394-1089 (231 amino acids)
Source: RefSeq, a predicted model, not a curated record